Schistosoma turkestanicum is the source of this 1369-nucleotide messenger RNA. The record is from the annotation of a GenBank genome assembly. Lineage: Eukaryota; Metazoa; Platyhelminthes; Trematoda; Strigeidida; Schistosomatidae.
UGAAAACUAUGGUUUCCACGGAAGUUUUUACUACUGUUUUUAACCAUUGAAAAUAUUGGGAAUAACCUCCGUCUGUUAUUGGCGGACCAUUUGCGCGUCCUUUGUAACUUCGCACUGAAGUACAAUUCAAAACUUUGGGAUAUUAUACGCUGUCGUACUUCUGAUAACUAAUCUGUAGUGACGUGUCGUCAACGACAAUGGAUGCUUUCUUAUCUGCAUUCAAACAAAAACCGCAAGAGAGCAAACGAUGCAUAAAAAGUCAGAAACACAUCCCUUGGGUUGAGAAAUAUCGACCAAAAACAAUAGACGAAAUAGCUUAUCAAACCGAGGUUGUUAACGUGCUUCGAAAAUGCAUUGAAGGAUCUGAUUUGCCAAAUUUGCUAUUUUAUGGACCACCAGGAACUGGUAAAACAUCUUUGAUUUUGGCUUUAGCUCGUCAACUUUUUGGUCCUUUAUAUUCAGAACGUGUUUUAGAAUUGAAUGCUAGCGAUGAACGCGGUAUCAGUGUUAUUCGAGAAAAAGUGAAAACAUUUGCUCAUGUUGCUGUUAGUAGUAGUACUACAACUACUCAAAACUCUGAUUCAAGUUCAAUAAACAUUCCACCUUAUAAAUUAAUCAUCUUAGAUGAAGCUGAUUCAAUGACAGCACCUGCACAAGCUGCUUUACGUCGUACAAUGGAGACUGAAAUGAGAACUACACGAUUUUGUUUAACUUGUAAUUAUGUUACACGUAUUAUUGAACCAAUCACAAGUCGAUGUGCUAAAUUUCGAUUUCGUCCAUUAGAUAAUGAAAUUGCACGUGCUCGUUUACUUCAUAUUGCAAAUGCUGAGAAUUUAUCUAUUACUAAUGAAACACUAGAUCAUUUACUGUCACUUUGUCGUGGUGAUUUACGUCAAGGCAUCACAAUGUUACAAUGUGUUCAUCAAUUAAUUAUGUCAGUUAAUGAUUCCGAUGUUGGUUCACCAUCGCAUAUUACGCCAAAAGAAUUAGAUGAAGCUGCAGCUGUUGUUCCAAGUGAUCUAAUUAAAAGUCUUAUUAAAACAUCAGAAAGCGGUAGUUUCGAUGAUUUGCAACUCAUCAUCAAAAAUUUAUUAUUGGAAGGAUAUUCAGCACAUCAAACCAUUUAUCAACUGCAUGAAUUUGUAAUCAAUAAUGAAAAAUUAUCCUGUAUUCAAAAAGCAUCUAUUUUGGAAUCGCUUGCUCUUACUGAUUCUCGACUGAUUGAUGGAGCUGAUGAAUAUUUACAACUUUUGGCCGUUGGAGCGACUAUGUUAAAAACUAUUCAAUCAAAUUAAGAAAAAAAUGUAUGUAUCCUUAAAUUAUGCGCCUUUUUUUCUCCAAAAAAAGAAACAAAUAAAUAUUUCAGAUG